This is a messenger RNA of Phyllopteryx taeniolatus (common seadragon), 7409 nucleotides long. Its product is annotated as voltage-dependent calcium channel gamma-4 subunit-like. NCBI's taxonomy places the organism in Eukaryota, Metazoa, Chordata, Actinopteri, Syngnathiformes, Syngnathidae. Gene Ontology annotation, cellular component: voltage-gated calcium channel complex; AMPA glutamate receptor complex; postsynaptic density membrane. The record is from RefSeq and is a predicted model, not a curated record. Gene Ontology annotation, molecular function: channel regulator activity; voltage-gated calcium channel activity. The transcript is spliced from 4 exons. Bases 249 to 1217 code for a protein of 322 amino acids. Gene Ontology annotation, biological process: transmission of nerve impulse; neurotransmitter receptor internalization; calcium ion transmembrane transport.
CGCACGUGGGACUUGAGGGAUUUUUUGAGGGUGUUCCUCCACUGCUCCACCUGUAGUAAACAGAAGGAAAUGUCCAGCCAAAUCGAAAAGGGGAAGGAAUGAUGGUCCCGCUCAGUCUACCUUCUCAACUUUUGCUGAGAUUCGGAUGGAUGAGGCGCACACAGUUGACACCUGACAAGAUGGGAGACGCAGUGGUGAUGGCGGCGGGGGUCUUUUCUUGAUUGACUUGACACGCGUGAUGCGCGGCCAUGGCGUGCCGUGACCGCGGGCUCCAGACGCUCCUGGCCGCCGCGGGCGCCUUCGCCGCCUUCAGCCUCAUGAGCAUCGCUAUCGGCACCGACUACUGGCUCUACUCGCGGGCGUACAUCUGCAACGCCACCAACGCGAGCGCGGAGGACAGCCACGCGCAAAGCAAGAAAGUCAAAGGCGACCUGACACACUCGGGGCUGUGGCGAAUCUGCUGCAUAGAAGGUAUCAACAAAGGAAGCUGUUUUCGGAUCAAUCACUUCCCGGAGGAUAAUGACUAUGACACAGACAGCUCUGAGUACAUCCUACGUAUUGUGCGAGCCUCCAGCCUUUUUCCCAUCCUCAGCACCAUCCUGCUAAUGCUGGGCGGCCUGUGUGUUGGCGUUGGACGAAUCUACAGCAGGAGGAACAACAUCCUGCUCAGUGCUGGUAUUCUCUUUGUGGCUGCAGGCCUGAGCAACAUCAUCGGCAUCAUCGUUUACAUCUCCAGUAAUGCCGGCGAUCCCAGCGACAAGAAAGAUGAGGACAAGAAGAACCAGUACAACUACGGCUGGUCCUUCUACUUUGGCGCCAUCUCAUUCUUCGUGGCAGAAUCCGUGGGGGUCCUCGCCAUCAACAUAUACAUUGAGAAAAACAAAGAGACGCGCUGCCGAGCCAGGCGCGACUUGAUCAAAUCUAUCGCCUCAACUUCGCCGUACUCGCGCAUCCCAAGCUACCACCGCAGACGGAGGCGCUCGCGUUCCAGCUCCAGGUCGUCGGAGCCCUCCCCAGGAGGGGGGAACAGGGAGGGAGGAUUGGGUGGGGAGAUGAGCUUGCAGGUGGGAGACAUAUCCUUGUACACCUUCCGCAGGGACCCUCUGAAGGGGGGGGCUCCCUACAGUCCUGAGAGCGACUCUGGCUUCUUACAGGUCCACAACAGCUUCCAGAAAGAUGUGAAAGAUGCCGGCAACAGGAGGACCACACCCGUAUGAGUACUCUCGUUGGACUUUACAAUACGCUCUAUUGGGACAUAUUACAUUAUAUUAUACAUGUAUACAUGUGUAUAUAUAUUUAUUAGGGGUUGAAUGAUGAGUGAUUUUCUUGUAGUCAACGCUAAAGUUGCUUCAAAGUCGAUUCAUCGAUGAUGUCGUUGCGCGUUCUUCAGCACAGUACAGCCGUCCCCAACCUUUUUUUGCGCCACUGACCGGUUUCACGUCAAGACAUAUUUUGACGAGCCGGCAUAGAAACAAAUGAUUAAAAAUACAUCUCACCAUUACUCUGAACCUAGUUGUUGUAAUUACUGGCGGCUAGUAUGUUGCUCUUCAUCUUGUGUUUCGUAGCAUAGCGUGUUGUAUGACAAGGAUGGCAGCCACUGGCUGCCAGCCAGGCUCCAUAAAAUGGAGCUUUUCUCUGUUUCACUGUUUCUAUCUCACUUGUGCUUUUAUUACAUUUAAGGAUAAACUUGCAUAUUUUGCAAGUGAUUGUGCUACCUAUCUCAUUUUUGGUCAAAUAUUUCCACAGGCUUGUAGCAUACGCUGGCAAUUUGACACUGAUAUCCGUGUCAUAUGUCAUGUCGAUGUUUCGCUUUCAGUGUCGUAAAGCGACGCAAGUGUCAUGAUGUUGGUGGGUGUUGUAUCAUCCAUCCAUCCAUCCAUUUUCUGAGCCGCUUCUCCUCACUAGGGUCGCGGGCGUGCUGGAGCCUAUCCCAGCUGUCAUCGGGCAGGAGGCGGGGUACACCCUGAACUGGUUGCUGUAUCAUACAACUUGCUGAAUAAAAUUCUCAUGAGCACGCAGUUUUUGUCCGCCCCUUAUUAGACAUAAAAUUUUGGCGAGGAAGAUGGAGCUUCACUUUACCUUGUUGAGCUCGUUCCGUGCUGCCAGUGUGAAUAUUUUAGGACUCGCGGCAAUCGGAAUAGCCAAAGCUAGCGAGGCUAACUGCUAUUCUCAUUUACAACCAUCUUUUUGUCAUUCUCUCAGACCCGUGCGGACGUAUGAAUACAUUUCGCUGCUCCACAGAGCGUGAUAGUCCGGCGAGGGCCACAGACGGGCGAGUCAAAGGUUCUUUGGAAAUGUUCUGAUUGGAAGAUGAGAUGCCAAAAAUGUGAUUAGCGAUUAGUCGACUUCAAGCUUGAUCACGUCAAUGCGCAGUAGUAAAGUCGACUAGUCAACUUAUCGGUUCAACCCCUAAUAUAUAUUGUACAGUAUAUGCAGAAGUAUCCUCUCGUCAAAAUGGGCAUACACAAUCCAUCCAUCCAUUUUCUAUAGCGCUUAUCCUCAUGAAGCCCUCAGGUAAGAUGACUUUGGACAAAUCGCAGGGCACGUAUAGACAGACAAUCAUUCACAUUCACCACUAUGGACAAUUUAGCGUCUUCAGUUAAACUAACAUUUUGUCGGAAUGUAGCAGAAAGCCUGAGUACCUGAACCUCAGAACUGUGGGUCAGAUGUGCUAAUCACUCAGUGAUUUAGAAAUGUUUUUAAAUUUAGACUUUAGACUGAUGACGACAAAUGAUUGAAGUGUUUACAUUACAUUUUCAUUUGCAUUGCUGCUGUUCCACUUAUGCCCUGUAGUUGACAGUAAAAGGCAUGUAUCAAACUGUUUUUACCCACCAAAGUAAUCAAAGAAGAAAGAACAAUGUAUGUAUCAGUUGACUGUGGAGUAAUGCUAAAACAAAGCAACAUGCUUCUUUCAUUUGUGCCUUACAUUGAGACGGAAACCCAAACUAUCCACUUAGCGAUUUUUGCUAAAUCUAAUUGUCACUCUGCUUCAAUUGUGCAAAAUCAUUAUCACGUUUCCAAGUUCAUCUUAUCAAUGCGUGACAGCCAACUGGAAAUCUAGGUUGAUUGUCACAGUGUAUGCUCAGCUUUUGGCAAAAAGGAUGUUGACAGGUUAGAGCUAGAUCAGGGGUGGGCAAACUUUUUGGUUUAGGGGCCACAUUGACGUUUAUCAUUGGACAGGCAGGCCAAGCCAGGACCAGAUGCUUACAUAUAACAAAUAAACACACACACACAAAAAAGGCAUUGUAGUUUUAAUAGAUUUACUUUGAAUGGGAACAGUGUUGUUUUGUUGAGCACCUUUUUUUGCCAGUGCAUCAAAGUCUGCUCUUAGUUUUGUUGUGGCAAUUCUCAGAACACAUCUGAGGUGUUCAUCACUUAGCUGGGAUCGGUAGGAUGUUUUGUUGGUGUUCAUCACACUAAAAGUCUGUUCACACACAUAUGUAGCACCAAACACCACCAGCAUCCUCUACGCCAUCUUCUGGAUUUUUGGAAAUUUGUCUGCGCUUAAUGAAGCAUAAAACUCAUGCAGUUUGAGAGUUGAACUUCUCUUUUAAGACCAUAUCACAUUGGAGAUCAAUCAGUUCCAUCUGCAGCUCCCGUGGCGCUGUUUCAGGGUCUUGUGUGACUGAACCUUGGAUGGCAGUUUGUCAGAUGAAGGUGUUUUGCUGAGCCUGCAAGCUUGAGUUUAACCGCUGAGCCGUACCCAUCAGUUCCUGCGCUGAUUAACUGUUAGCAUAAUCAGCAUGCUUGGUAGAAAAGUGACGGCUGAUGUUAUAUUCCUCUAAAACCGCAAUGGUUUCUUAACAAAUUAGACAUACAGCCUUUGACCGGACUUCAGUGAAAAAGUAUUUAGUAGUCCAUUCUAUCUUAAACGCACAGCACUCAUAACACACAGCAUAAUGUGUGUUGUCUGCUCAGGGAAGGUUUUGAGGACAAAUUAAACAAACCCCAAUUCCAAUGAAGUUGGGACGUUGUGUUAAACCAAAAUAAAAACAGAGUACAAUUAUUGGAAAAUCCUUUUCGACCGAUAUUUAAUAGAAUACACUGCAAGGACAAAAUAUUGAAUGUUCCAACUCAUGAAUUGUUUGUUUGUUUGUUUUGUUUUGUUUUGGUAAUAUUCUCUCAUUUUAAAUGUGAUGCCUGUAACACAUUCCAAUAUAGCUGGGAGACAGCCAACAAAAGACUGGGAACGUUGAGGAAUGCUCAAAAAAACACUUCUUUGGAACAGGUUUAUUGGAAACAGGUGUGUGUCAUAAUUGGGUAUAAAAGGAGCAUGUCCGAAAGGUUCAGUUGUUCACAAGCAACUGCGUGAGCAAAUAGUCCAACAGUUUAAGAACAAAGCUUCUCAACAUACAAUUGCAAGGAAUUAUGGAUUUCAUCCUCUACAGUCCAUGAUAUCACCAAAGGAUUCAGAGAAUCUGCAGCAAGGCCAGAAACCAACAUUGAAUGCCCGUGACCUUCGAUCCCUCAGGCGGCAUUGCAUUAAAAAAUGCCAUCAUUGUGUAAAGGAUAUUGCCACGUGGGCUCAGGAACACUUCAGAAAAACAUUGUCAGUUAACACAGUCUGUCACUACAUCUAGAAAGGCAAGUUAAAACUCUACCAUGCAAAGCGAAUUUACAUUUGACACAACGUCCCAACUUCAUUGGAAUUGGGCAUGCAUCUCCUACUUCUUUUGUUUAAAUUCAAAUUUGGAGACCAACUUUAACAAUGAAGCACCACACCUCAGAUAAAUGCCUGCCUUUUUCCCUCUCAGGAAAAACAUAUUGGUAGUUUUAAUUACCCUCGCUAUGACUGAGAUCACAAUGUGCCGCUGUAGAUGUCUUUACCACAAUGCAGAGAAGACACGGCUUCUGUCAAGCUAAAGAAUACGAUGCUGUAGAAUGUGCCGGUGUCUUUUUCUUUGACACAGAUGAAGGCGCACACACAAGCACUUUCUUGUGUUGUUAGUGCUGUUUUUAGCGCUAACAUUCUUCGUCCCCAAACGGCAGAAGUGGCUUCUCCUUCUUGAUUUGUUUUGACAGUCCGCAACAGUUUGAAAGCGCGCGACCGACACAUACAGGACUUAAGUGAAAUUCAGCUGCCAAAGUACUGUGUAUAUAUAUAUAUGAGCAAAAAUACAGUCAAACUUAAUGGGUAAAAUAGUUUCAGGAUAUUAAAUGUGAUGAAUUAAUUGUGAAGUCUCAGAUUGUUCAAAUUGAGAUCCACCACUGAAAUAUAUUACACAUAUAUGAUCACUUCUUACUGUGGAAAUAAUAGAUAUUGUAAUUAUAAUUUAAAAUGUAUUUAGACAAAGAAAGGCCUUGCGCCUGUUUGAGCGCGUGGCACUCUCUGCAGUUGAGUCCAUGAAUGACUGCAGCCACAAUAUCAGGAAAUACAGUGUGUCGUUUGGCGUUUCUUACUAAAACUGGACUGUUAUAAUGAGGUGUAUCACAUUUACAUGACUUUGUUAUGAACUAGCUGCCUUUGCACUCAGAUCGUUGGUGUAUUACAAAAAAAAAAACCUGCUUUUUUGCUGCCAGUUUUAAUUGGAUGUUUCAAUGUAAUGAUGUCAUUGGUGCAUGUUGGUUCUUGUGAUGUCAUUGGAUUAUAUUUAACAUAAGAUGUUUGUAAUUAUAGUUACAUUUUGGUUUAAUACCAAUGAGGGGAUUAAUUUGAGCUUGGAGAGGUUACAGUAUAUUUGGCUAAUGAUGCAGGCGUACUGUGCUGUGAUGCUCGAUGGCAGACAGUCGGGCAGAACGAGGCGUUAAAGUGAAAAUGCACGAGCAACCUUCGCGCUCGACAGCUGACAGGCUACUGAACGCUCGCUCGCCAGUGUCUCGCAACAUGAGCUCAAGCAAAGCGGGUGUUGUUUGUGUGCACAGCCAUCGAGAAGAUCACACGCUUCAUUCUUGUUACAGUGCACACUUGACUUGGCUUUAUGGGUUGUUCCCCACUUCAUUAUUUUACCCAGUUUGCGAUGCACGCAUGUAGCUUCCCGAUGCCAAACGAGUCUUAUGACCCUGUUUUCGCUCUGACGUUCUUAACUAAGGCGUCAUCGGCCAAUACUGUUUAGUUGACACCCAUUGAUCUGCUCUGACAUUUUUAUCCACAAUAAAGCUUGUGCCCUAAUCCUUAUUGUAGUGUCCAGUGAAAUUCCUCCUGCAGUAAUUGACAAGAGAUUGGCAGGAGUGUCACCUCUACAUGCACUCGCAUAGCCGCCAUGCUUGUUAGUAUUAGGUGAAGGCGCAAGAAUGACACAUGGGCUGUAGCCUGAUGGGCUGGCGUGACAAAUAGAAGAUGACACCACAGUUCAUACCUCAUCUACUGUUUGUGACACUGAAACGCCAUCAGCCACUGACACAUACAAAACAAAUCAUUUACAGCCGGUUAGUAUUUCUUAAUUUUUGAGUAACGUCCUUGUUUUUGUGAAAUUUCCUGCAUUUGCUUCACAUGCAAUUAGGCUUUUUGUUGUUGUCAGAAAAGCAUCAUUCACUUUACUACUAGACUUUAGCCAAACUACAACGAUCUUGCAAUUCAAAUUCUUUGAAGACUGAAAGAAAUGUUCAAGUCAGAUGGAGCUCCAGAACCCCCCGCCCCGGAGAGAUUACCUCUCCGCAGGCACCCCCUCUCCUUGUAAGUUCUUGUAAGUGUAACAUGGCCGCCAUUUCUCCCAGUGGGGGUUUUUAUUCCCUGCUGCCUGUGGAUAUUGGUGCCAUACAGUGCAUCCGGGAACCACAGGCAUUCAUUGGGGAUGACAUCUGUCACUGUGAGGAAGCUCAGUUUAGCCAGGGGCAAUCGCAAUUAUACUUGCUUUUUAUUUGACUCAUGAAACACAUUGGAUAUUGACGCUAGACCUAAUUGUGUGACGAUGUAAUGAGAGCCAAACAUCACUUACUUGUCCCAAAAGUCACAUCUGGAACUACUUGUCAUUUCACUGCAUAAAAAGUACUUUGAUAUCUUAAAGUCACAAACAAACAGAAAAUAUUGUUCAAUAGUCAAAUGAAAGGGACCGCAAAAGCAAACCAAAUUCAAUAUGGGAUAGAAAAUAAGGUGGAGUGGAAAGACACUGGUAAAGGUCUGGCACGAGCUGCGAUGGGACAGCUAAUAAUUCCGACAUGAACUGGACAGCUGAGUCGUAAAGUUGUGACACACGGGAAAAAAAACACAAAGACCCAAAGAAAGGCUGGGAGACAAGCAAAUCUUGCAUAUACGACGAAAAUGAGGUGGGAAACAACCAAGUGAGACACAUUUGAGAGGGAAGAGAGGUACCAACACACAAAACCUACAAAAUAACAGGUGAUGCUUUUGUGAAGGCUUUUAUAUUUUGAACACACAAAGAUUAACAAAAUGAUCUGGAUUCAUACAAAUAUGAAAAAAGAUCAACAUAAAAUGCUCUAGGUUUGAGUUACAUGGCAGCCAAGCCUGCACA